AUGGCAGUGCCGGUGGUGACCCCCGAGACAGACACUACUCCGAUAGAUCAAUUCCCAUCUCGAGUCGAGAAUAUCAUUCUUCGCGAGCUCUUUGGGUACACAUCCGUCACAAAUGAAGCAGACCUAUCGAGAACACCGCUUCUAGAUGUACUUCUCGUUGCUGUCGAUAUCGAUACGCAGCAGGGGUACUCGGAAAUUCUCCCGGAUCACCAGUUCCAUAUUGGUGUAUCGACAUUGGAUUCCCGCGCCUUGCUUAACCCUGCCGGUACUCUACGAUCUGGAAAGGGCCCAACACCGACAAUCCAAUCCCUGCAGUUCACGAUUGGCGACUCUCGAUACUGCAGAAAAGCAUCCAAGCGAUUUCUCUUCGGCCUGUCAGAACCAAGCUCUCUUUCAUCUGUGAAGAGUCGACUCGAGACCAUCGCCUCCGGAAGAAAUGUCGUGCUCGUGCCUAUCUUCGUUGUGGACACCGUGAAAGCAGCGCAGGAGCCUCUCAGCCUGCCCUACAGAUACAGCCUGGAGAAGCUACUGGAGGCUCUCGAGAUACCCUACAAAAAGCUACAUGCAGCCGGUAAUGAUGCACAUUUUGCUCUUCGGGUGCUCCUCAUGAUCAUUGCCAAGGAUGCAGAACGUCAACCAGAAACCCAGCAUUCUGUGUCACUGAUCAGAGCUUUGAAAGAGGUCGCUCUCGCCCCGAUUCCAUAG
Messenger RNA from Thyridium curvatum, 705 nucleotides. RefSeq lists its product as uncharacterized. Lineage: Eukaryota; Fungi; Ascomycota; Sordariomycetes; Thyridiales; Thyridiaceae. The coding region runs from base 1 to 705 and encodes 234 amino acids. Gene Ontology annotation, molecular function: nucleic acid binding. The record is from RefSeq and is a predicted model, not a curated record. The transcript is spliced from 2 exons.